AUGGCUUCUGUGUUGAUUCGGAGGAAGUUUGGGACAGCUGAAGGAGACAGCGAAGCUGAACCUUCGUGGCUGAAGCGCCAAGUGACUGGUUGUCUGCAGUCCAUCUCUCGUCGCGCUUGCAUUCAUCCUAUCCACACAAUCGUUGUGAUUGCCCUUCUCGCCAGUACGACCUAUGUUGGCCUGCUCGAAGGUAGCUUAUUUGACUCAUUCAGAAACUCCAAACAUGGUGCCGGCCAGGUGGAUGUAGACUCCCUUCUUCUUGGGAAUAGGAGCCUCCGGUUGGGCGAAGGCACGUCCUGGAAGUGGCAAGUGGAAGAUUCAUUGAACCAGGAGGACUACAAGGUUGACCAGCAUCUUGCCUUGACGACUUUGAUCUUUCCGGAUUCUGUAUCCAAGUCCGCGUCGAUCGCGCCCGUUGCCGACACCAUCCCGGUCCCCGCUAAUGCAUCCGCUCAGCGCCUCCCUCAUACUCCUAAUCUCUUUUCUCCCUUUUCACACGACUCGUCCCUUGUCUUCACUCUCCCGUUUGACCAAGUCCCUCAAUUCUUAAGGGCGGUCCAAGAGCUUCCUGACCCUACAGUUGAAGAUGACGAAGAGGAGCAAAAGAGAUGGAUUAUGCGCGGUACUCGUGGUCCCAUCAGCGGACCUAACGGAACCGUCAGCUCCUGGGUCUCGGACGCGUGGAGUUCUUUCGUCGACCUGAUCAAGCAUGCCGAAACCAUUGAUAUCGUCAUCAUGACCCUAGGCUACUUUGCCAUGCACCUCAGUUUCGCGUCCCUCUUUUUCUCUAUGAAACAGCUGGGAUCGAAAUUCUGGCUGGCGACCACUGUCCUUUUCUCCGGCAUGUUCGCUUUCCUAUUUGGUCUCCUCGUUACCACCAAGUUCGGCGUUCCCAUCAAUGUACUCCUUCUGUCUGAAGGCCUUCCAUUCCUUGUCACCACGAUUGGGUUUGAGAAGCCAAUCAUUCUCACCAGGGCCGUUCUCAAUGCUUCAGUUGACAAGAAACGACAAGGUUCAGCCACAUCGACUCCCAACUCUAUCCAGGACUCAAUCCAGACUGCCAUCAGAGAGCAAGGUUUCGAAAUUGUUCGGGACUACUGUAUCGAGAUCUCUAUCCUCGUCGCGGGGGCUGCUUCCGGAGUCCAGGGUGGUCUGAGACAAUUCUGCUUCCUUGCGGCGUGGAUCCUCUUCUUCGACUGCCUUCUGCUCUUUACUUUCUACACGACCAUUCUCUGCAUCAAACUUGAGAUUACACGUAUUAGACGCCAUGUUACCCUUCGCAAGGCUCUUGAGGAGGAUGGCAUCACUCAGAGCGUUGCUGAGAAGGUUGCUUCGAGCAAUGAUUGGUUUGGCACAGGAUCAGACAAUGGUGAUGCUGAUGAUACCAGUGUUUUUGGACGAAAAAUCAAGUCGAACAAUGUGCGCCGGUUCAAGUUCCUCAUGGUCGGAGGUUUCGUACUGGUCAAUGUGGUGAACAUGACCGCAAUUCCCUUCCGGAAUUCGAGCUUGUCUCCUCUGUGCAAUGUUUUUGCACCUACGCCUAUUGAUCCCUUCAAGGUUGCUGAGAACGGUCUGGAUGCGAUUUAUGUUUCCGCCAAGAGCCAGAAACUGGAGACAAUUGUGACGGUUGUUCCGCCUAUCAAAUACAAACUUGAAUAUCCUUCGGUGCAUUACGCUAAGCUCGGAGAGAGCCAGUCUCUUGAGAUUGAGUACACUGAUCAGCUUCUGGAUGCAGUGGGUGGGCAAGUCCUCAACGGCGUUCUGAAGAGCAUCGAAGACCCAAUCAUCAGCAAGUGGAUUAUUGCUGUGUUGACUCUGAGCAUUGUUUUGAACGGCUAUCUUUUCAACGCUGCGAGGUGGAGCAUCAAGGAACCGCAACCCACUCCCGCUCCCAAGGAACCGGUUAAGCCCAAGGUCUAUCCGAAAGUUGAUCUGAACGCAGGUCCUAAGAGGAGCAUGGAGGAAUGUGAGGCAAUGCUGAAAGCGAAGAAGGCGUCUUACCUUAGUGAUGAAGAACUGAUUGAACUGUCCCUCUGCGGCAAACUUCCUGGAUACGCUCUGGAGAAGUCGCUGGAAAACGAGGAAUUGAUGAGCCGUGUUGAUGCCUUCACCCGGGCAGUCAAGAUUCGCAGGGCUGUGAUCUCAAGGACACCCGCCACGUCUGCUGUCACGAGUUCGUUGGAGACGUCUAAGGUGCCCUUCAAAGACUACAACUACGGGCUUGUCCACGGUGCUUGCUGCGAAAACGUUAUUGGGAACCUGCCUCUGCCUCUUGGUGUCGCUGGGCCUCUCACUAUUGACGGUCAAAGCUAUUUCAUCCCCAUGGCGACUACUGAAGGUGUCCUGGUGGCCAGUGCCAGUCGAGGCGCUAAGGCUAUUAACGCCGGUGGUGGUGCAGUUACUGUCUUGACUGGCGAUGGGAUGACUCGCGGCCCUUGUGUCGGAUUCCCUACACUUGCGCGGGCGGCUGCAGCCAAGGUUUGGCUUGACUCUGAGGAGGGUAAGAGUGUCAUGACGGCAGCAUUCAACUCGACUAGUCGCUUCGCCCGGUUGCAGCACCUGAAGACUGCUCUUGCUGGUACCUAUCUUUACAUUCGAUUCAAGACUACUACUGGUGAUGCCAUGGGUAUGAACAUGAUCUCGAAGGGUGUUGAGAAGGCCCUCCACAUCAUGGCCACUGAAUGCGGUUUUGACGAUAUGGCCACAAUUUCUGUGUCUGGUAACUUCUGUACCGACAAGAAAGCAGCUGCUCUCAACUGGAUUGAUGGUCGCGGCAAAUCUGUUGUGGCAGAGGCUAUUAUUCCCGGUGAUGUCGUUCGCAACGUGCUGAAGAGUGACGUGGAUGCCUUGGUUGAAUUGAACACCAGCAAGAACUUGAUUGGAAGUGCCAUGGCAGGCAGUCUGGGUGGAUUCAACGCGCACGCAUCGAACAUUGUUACAGCAAUCUUCCUUGCCACUGGUCAGGAUCCCGCUCAGAACGUUGAGAGCAGCAGCUGCAUUACCACAAUGAAGAAUACAAACGGUAAUCUCCAGAUCGCUGUGUCUAUGCCUUCAAUUGAGGUCGGUACCAUCGGUGGUGGCACUAUUCUUGAAGCCCAGUCUGCCAUGCUUGACUUCCUAGGCGUUCGUGGCUCUCACCCCACCAACCCUGGCGACAACGCGCGCCAACUGGCUCGUAUCGUGGCAGCCGCAGUGCUUGCCGGAGAACUGAGUCUGUGCUCUGCACUUGCGGCAGGACAUCUAGUUAGAGCGCACAUGGCCCAUAACCGCAGUUCUGCUCCAACCCGGUCAGCGACACCGGUCUCAGCAGCUGUAGGUGCCACCCGGGGACUGACCAUGACAUCUUCGAGAUAA
This is a messenger RNA of Aspergillus mulundensis, 3354 nucleotides long. It is a transcript of the gene hmg1, whose product is annotated as HMG-CoA reductase. Gene Ontology annotation, biological process: ergosterol biosynthetic process; coenzyme A metabolic process; isoprenoid biosynthetic process. Gene Ontology annotation, cellular component: peroxisomal membrane; endoplasmic reticulum membrane. The record is from RefSeq and is a predicted model, not a curated record. Lineage: Eukaryota; Fungi; Ascomycota; Eurotiomycetes; Eurotiales; Aspergillaceae. The transcript has 4 exons. Bases 1 to 3354 code for a protein of 1117 amino acids. Gene Ontology annotation, molecular function: hydroxymethylglutaryl-CoA reductase (NADPH) activity; protein binding.